Messenger RNA from Tetrahymena thermophila SB210, 1206 nucleotides. RefSeq lists its product as hypothetical. Lineage: Eukaryota; Ciliophora; Oligohymenophorea; Hymenostomatida; Tetrahymenidae. The transcript has a single exon. The record is from RefSeq and is a predicted model, not a curated record.
AAUAUUCUUAAAUAAAUUACAAGGAAAUCAUCAUCAAAAAAAGAAAUACAUUCUAUCCGUCUAACAAAAAAUAAAGGAACAGACAAGUCUAAUCCAUAAAAUAGAACUAUACUAAAAAUGAGCAUUUCAAAUAACUUUAAUGAAUAAUUUCAAGAAGAUGAAACUAUCUUAGAAGAAAAUAUUGCUUAUAAACAAAGACAAUAGUAACGCCAACUUUUAUUACAAAAAGUGUAAGAUUCCAUGAAUACCAUCAAAAAUAAGGAAUAUAGUGAAUUUAUUAAGCUUAAGGAAUAUGUUUUUGGAUUGUAUUUAUUCUUUGAAAAUGAUUGGAAAGGCUUCUCUGAAGAAGCUGACUUAGAAAUUGGCAAUUGCUAUAAAUUUUGUAUUAAUAAACUAAAUAUAUUCAAAAAUAUCCUCAGAUCUUUCUUCGGAUAUAUGAAGAAUAAAGGAGAUGACAUUGUAAUAGAGUGCUUAGACUCUUUUCAAAAACCUAUUUAGAAGGUUAAAAAGUAAUUUAUUCGCUUUUCUGAAAGACAUCCUGCUAACAAUAAAUCAAUGCAGGUACUUUUCGAAUAUAGCAGAUACGGUCGCUAAUUCGAAUACUUUCUCAAUUUUUAUGCCAUCGAUUGGUUAAUUAAAAGCAAAGUUAAAGAUGUUGUUCCUCACUUACUCUCUAUAUUUUUCCUUCUUCGUUGUUUCUAAACUCCCUAAUUGAAAGAUUUGCUUAAGGUAUACAAAAAAACAAAGAAAAUUACAUUACCAAGAAAGGUACGUAAAUCAAAAACUGACUCUAAAUUAAACAUAAAAGAAGAAAUUAAAUGCGAAGAGGCUACAAGCAUGCAAUAAAUCGACUCAUACAAUCUCUCUACUGAUUCGUAUAAUGGAGCUGAAGAUAGCAAAAUUGCCACCUAUAAUAAUAUAAAUGAAUCUCAUUCAACUACCUCAUCUCAUUCUACUAAUUACUAAUAAAAUAUUUAUUACUCUCUCUUCCCCUUAAAACAAAACUCUCUUGAAAAUAAUUAACACUUCUCUUCUUGUUAAAAAAACGAUCUUUAAGAAAACAUAGAAUACCUAUCUACUGAAUAAAUUAAUUCAAACCAAUUAUUUCUAUCAAGAAACAAUUCAUAAUAUUAAGUCUAAUCUAAUGCUAACAAUUGCGAAAAUCAUUCAGAAAUCGAUUAUCUCAAUAAUAUGCUCGAUUUUUGA